CACUUUUUCACGGAGAUCCUCAGAUGGCCGACGCUGCGUCCGACGCGGAGAAGCUUGCGGUGGCGAAGGGCUUCCUGCUCGCGAGUCCCCCUGGUGAAGUGCGGGAAGUAGCCAAAGAUGUGACCAAACUGGUGCCGCGCGGGUUGCUAUCUGACACGGCGUUGCGUGGGAUUAUGCAUACGUACAACGUGGAAAACUGCUUGCCAAUGCAACUCCCGAACGAAGAGGAAUCGAAGCGUUUGGUCAUUUGCCAGGAAGGCGAGGUGGAUGCAAGCCACUACCUUGAUACACACAGCCAAAAAGUUUGGGGCUUUGACCACGUAACACAAGAGAUCCUUCCACAGGACGUCCAAGACGCAUCUGCGCAUUUCACUUCGUCGCUUGAAUCACUUCGUGCGGCGCUUCAAGGCGAACUCGACUCGUACAUGUCUGCGCAAUUUGGGAACCAGGGUGCAGCUGCAGUGUUCGCGACCAACUCGACGAUCACGCUCAUCUUGUCCACCGAGCGCGUUAGCUUGCGCAACUUUUGGUCCGGUCGAUGGAAAUCCAAAUGGACGUUGGCAAACGUAUCUCCCGACUCGUCGGCCGCCACUCUCGCAGGUCGCAUUGAUCUACAUGUGCACUACUUUGAAGACGGCAACCUCCAGUUGCUGAGCCACAAGGACGUCGCGGCUGCUCAAGUAUGUGGUGGCGCACGGUCGCUGGCGCAAGCGGUGCUGGACACAAUUCGUGCCGAGGAGCACGUUGUUCAUAGCAAUCUCGAAGACAUGUACAUCAACAUGACGGAAGAAACUUUCAAGGAAAUGCGGCGCGUGAUGCCCGUGACGCAAACCAAGAUGGAGUGGAACUUGUUUGCCCAUCGCACGGCCAAGGACUUGAGUCGAAAGUAGCGACCUCGUUGAUAGGUGGCCUCUCAACCCACACUCGAUUCAAUAUUCAUUUCACGCUUGGUUUGAGUCA
Molecule: messenger RNA, 960 nt
Organism: Aphanomyces invadans
Lineage: Eukaryota; Oomycota; Saprolegniomycetes; Saprolegniales; Verrucalvaceae
Exons: 6
Coding region: 24-890 (288 amino acids)
Biological process (GO): barbed-end actin filament capping; actin cytoskeleton organization
Cellular component (GO): F-actin capping protein complex; actin cortical patch
Molecular function (GO): actin filament binding
Source: RefSeq, a predicted model, not a curated record